Messenger RNA from Trichoderma breve, 4104 nucleotides. RefSeq names its product WD domain, g-beta repeat domain-containing protein. The record is from RefSeq and is a predicted model, not a curated record. The transcript is spliced from 3 exons. Lineage: Eukaryota; Fungi; Ascomycota; Sordariomycetes; Hypocreales; Hypocreaceae. Gene Ontology annotation, molecular function: protein binding. Bases 1 to 4104 code for a protein of 1367 amino acids.
AUGCGGCAGCUCAUCUAUGAUGGCUUGAACAAGACGGCGAAAGAGGCAAAGGUAAAAGAAGUCAUUGGCAUCGCUAUUUCAACAAAGGAUAUCAUCACCAAUGCUGUUCAGGCUGUCCCACAAGCCGCCCUUGCCUGGACCGGUGUAUGCGUGGCGCUUGAGAUGAUGCAAAACCCUAUAGCGGCAACAAAGGCCAACCGUGAUGGUAUCGAAUAUGUUAUCAAGAGAAUGAACAUGUACUGGGAAUUAUCUGGUGUUGCCUUAAAAGAUAAUGCCAAUGAUGGCCUUUCGGGCAUCCGGGGCGAGCUGGAAGCCCAAAUAAUUAAUCUUUACAAAGCGCUCCUCACAUAUGAGAUAAAAAGCGUCUGCUCAUACUACCGCAACCGUGGUUCUGUAUUGCUACGCGAUAUAAUUAGCCUCGAUGACUGGAACGGCGAUAUACAAGCUAUCAAAGCCGCGGAGCGUGUCUUUCAUGACGAUUUCGCAACAUUUGCGAGGCUAGAAACGGCCUCCGAUAUUAAACAGCUGGUCACUCAUGUGAAGGAACAGUCUACUGCCCAGAUAACAAAGGAAGACCAGCAAUGUAUGAGGGAUUUGCGCCUAAGCGAUCCUUCCGAUGACAAAAAACGUAUCGAGCAGACCAAGGGCGGUCUAUUACAGGAAUCAUAUACCUGGGUUCUGGGCAAUCUCGAAUACCAGCAAUGGCUGGAUUCAGAAGACAGCCGAUUGCUUUGGAUUAAAGGGGAUCCUGGCAAAGGCAAGACUAUGUUACUUUGUGGUAUCAUCAACGAACUCAGCAGUCAAUCAAGCCAUUCGGGUCAUGGUGUAUGCUACUUUUUCUGUCAGGCUACCGACCAACAACUCAACAACUCUUCUGCUGCCUUACGUGGCCUAAUCUUUAUGCUUGCGAAACAGCAGCCAUCACUUAUUUCUCAUAUACGAAAGAAGUACGACGAGGCUGGCAAGAAGCUCUUCGAGGGACUAAAUACUUGGAUCGCCUUGUCAGAUAUAUUUACCGCUAUUCUCCAGGAUCCAACGUUAAAGAGCACAUAUUUGAUCAUUGAUGCUAUCGAUGAAUGCGCAUCCGACUUUGAGAAAUUAUUGGACCUAAUCGUGCACGCCACUGGCAUCAAUGCUGGUGUGAAGUGGAUUGUGUCCAGCCGAAACUGGCCUAAGAUAGAGGAGCGACUACGACUCGCUGAACAAAAAGUUAAACUGAGUUUGGAGCUCAAUGCAGAGUCUAUAUCUAGCGCCGUCAACUUCUAUAUCGAGAAAAAGGUUCACCAGUUAUCAGAUCUAAAGGGCUACGAUGAAAGGACCUACAGCGAAAUCAGGGACUACCUCUUCAACAAUGCAAAUGAUACAUUUCUCUGGGUGGCAUUAGUCUGUCAGAAUCUCACAAGAUAUCCACGAUGGAAAGUUCUUAAGAUGUUGAACACUUUUCCACCAGGCCUCGAUUCUCUAUACGAACGCAUGAUAGAACAGAUGACAACCAUAAACGAUAGUAGCGAUAGUAGCGAUAGUAUCGAUAGUAGCGAUAUCAGUCUCUGCAAGCAAAUACUGGCCGUCAUGAUGAGCGUAUAUCGUCCUAUUACGCUACAGGAACUCGGUUGCCUCAUCGAAAUCCCAGAGGACCUGAAACUUUCGACUGACAUCGAAUUUCUAAGGGAGAUUGUGGCGCUCUGCGGGUCAUUUUUGACCAUCCGGGAAGACAUUGUUUACUUUAUUCACCAGUCUGCUAAAGACCAUCUCUCUAAGAAUGACCAUGUCCUAUUUCCUCUCAGUCUGAAGGACACGCACCACAACAUCUUUUCUCGUUCGCUACGAGCCAUGAACAAGAUUUUAAGGAAGAACAUUUACGACCUGAAAGACCCUGCAUACCUCACGGGAAAUGACAUUAGCAUGCCACAUGCAGGUCCAGAUCCUCUGUCCCCCAUUCGAUACUCCUGUAUACACUGGGUCGACCAUAUUAGGGAUAAAAACGCCCUCGGAAGGGACGAUCUUGGAGACGACGGUAUCGUAUCGUCGUUCCUCAGGAAGCAUUUACUUCACUGGUUUGAGGCUUUAAGUCUCAUACAACACGUGUCAGCCGGCGUCGUCUCGAUAGCAAUGCUUGAGACCAUACUCACAACAUACUCAUCUGCAUUAGUAUUCAGCCCUAUGAAGAGCCUAGUACGACAAGCCUUCCAUCGAGAAAUCCCAUCGUGGAUACAGGAGGAGCCAGCAGUCAAAGAUAAUUGGAGCCCUUGUUUACAGACGCUAGAGGGCCAUACCGCUUGGGUGACUUCAGUAGCCUUCUCAGCAGAUCACAAACAUAUUGCUUCAGGAUCGAAGGAUAAUACCGUCAAGAUAUGGGACGCCGUUACAGGAGUAUGCCUCCAAACCCUCGAAGGACACACUGAUUGGGUAACUUCAGUAAUUUUCUUGCCAAACAGUGAGCAAGUUGCGUCGGGGUCAGUUGAUGAAACUAUCAAGAUCUGGAAUGCAGCAACAGGCAAUUGCGAUGAGUCGCUUGAAGGCCACACUGGUGCAGUUCAGUCUGUAGCCGUCUUGUCAGAUAAUCAGAUCGUCUCCGUAUCACACGAUCAAACAAUCAAGAUCUGGGAUAUUUUAACAAGCGCUUGCAUCAUGACAAUCAGGGGACAUGACGAAUAUAUCACAUCAGUAGCUACCUUUGCAAACGGCAAUAUCGCUACAGGAUCAGGCGAUGCGACCAUCAAGAUAUGGGAUUCAAGUACCGGUACAUGUGUUCAGACACUAAAGGGCCAUAUUGCGUGGAUAUGCUCGGUGGCUUUCCUGAAUAGCCAGCAAGUUAUCUCGGGGUCGGAUGAUGAGACCAUCAAGGUCUGGGAUAUAGCUACAGGGGAGUGUGUUCAGACACUAAGACAUACCGAUUCUAUCUGGUCACUAGCUAUUGUGGCGCCUGGUCACGUUGCUUCGGGAUCAGACGACAUGAUCAAUAUCUGGGAUGUAGCUACAGGCGCGUGUAUUCAGACACUACAAGGGCACACCGAUUAUAUCAAGUCGAUAGCUACUAUAUCCCCUGAUCAGAUUGUGUCAGGUUCACAUGAUGGAACAAUCAAGAUUUGGGACCUAUCCAUAGGCACGAGCGAGAAAAUCUUUGACAGCAAUAGUCGUCUUGUUCAAUCAACGGCUUUGUCGUUAGAUGGGCGACAAGUCGCUUCAGGCUUAACGGAUGACAGAAUCAAGGUCUGGGAUGUGGAAACAGGCACCUGUAUCCAGACACUCGAGGGUCAUAGCGACUUUGUGACGUCCAUCAUCUUUCUUAAGCACGGUCAGAUUGCCUCAGCCUCAUGGGAUGGGAUGGUUAAAGUCUGGCAGGUUGAUACAGGCGCUUGUGUUCAGACACUCAAGGCUGAUGGAGCGGUCUACUCAAUAGCCUCCUCGGCAAACAGCAAGUAUAUCGCUUUGGGUUUAAAAAAAAAGGUCGAGAUUUGGAACGUGACUAAGGGCAAGUGUAGCUGGAUUCUUGAUGACACAGGUUUUGUCAGUUCACUCGCCUUCUCUAUGGAUUCUCAACAGCUGGUCUUGGGAUCGGGUACUUUUGAGAAUAAGAUUACGAUCUGGGAUAUCGCUACAGAAAGAUGCACUCAUACACUCGCGGGCCAUAGCGAAAUAUUAUCAGUGGCCUUUUCUUCGGACGGGCGAUAUGUUGCCUCGGCAUCCGCGGACAGCAUAGUCAAAGUCUGGGAUUUGGCUGAAGAAACGUGCGUCCAAACACUCGAAAUUGGCAUAAUACACCGCCUUUCAUUUGACCCGGCGGCGAACCACAUCUAUAGUGACAUCGGCAUGAUAGAUCUGGAUAAACACCAAGGCCGGGACCAAGGCCGGGACCAAGGCCGGGACCAAGAUCGGGACCAAGAUCGGGACCAAGAUCAGGGUCAGGAUUCGAGGUCUGUUGCCACUAGAGGAUACGGCUUAGAUAGGAAUCACGAGUGGAUUACGAAGGGCGGGAGACCUCUCCUGUGGUUGCCCGUGGAAUAUCGAUCCUUUACUUCGGUCAUCGUGGAAUCCUCAAUUGUUUUCUGCAAGUCGGACCGUAUUCUUAUAAUAAAGUUUUUAGACCCACGGCCAGAUAUAUAG